UAAGGGGGCGAAUAUGCUCUAUAUGUAGGAAAAUCGCUCUGGCAUUAUCACCAAAAAUGUUCUGCGUGGGGAAUAGCAAAAUCUUGUCUUGUAAGAAUUUUCCCAGUAAUUGGGUAAUUAAGAUGAUGAUUAGAACCAUAAACUAGAAUCCAGCAGACGAAAGAGAUGUGUAUAAUCCCCAAGCAGUCUCCUCUUGCUGAAGAAGCGAGUACAGUCAUGAUAAAGAUCCACCUAUUAUCACUAUUAUUACUACUGAAACUGAAUUCACUUGAAUUUCUUCGGAAACUCCAUUUUCAAGAAACACCCAUAAAAUGGAGAGGGAGGAACAGAGUAAAGAAAAUAAAUAUCCCACUUCUUCGAAUAUCAACUUCUGGAAAAACGAGAAUAACGCUAAUACCGCCUUUUCUUCUUCUGCUGCAAGCAAUAUGAACACCAACAAAUCCAUCGCUCAGUACAGUGCUGAUGCGAGUCUGAUGGCUGCGUUUGAGCAAUCUGCGGAGUCGAGUAAGUCGUCUAACGAUGCUUUUCAUGCGCCACAGAUUUUGAGUACCGAGGAACAGGUGUCUGUUUAUUUAUCAAGAAUCCAGAGGGGUGGUCUUGUGCAACCCUUUGGUUGUAUGCUUGCUAUCGAGGAAUCCACUUUUAAAAUCAUAGCUUAUAGUGAGAAUUGUUUUGAUAUGUUGGGUUUGAAGAAAUUUGCUGAGUCGGAAGAGUUUACGAAUCUCUUUGGACUUGAUGCAAGAACCCUUUUUACCCCUUCGUCAAGUGCUUCAUUGGCAAAGGCCGUGGGGUCUAAGGAAAUUUCUUUUUUGAACCCAAUUUGGGUUCAUUCUGCGACUACCCACAAGCCUUUUUAUGCAAUUCUACAUAGAAUUGAUGUGGGAAUUGUUAUUGAUUUGGAGCCUGCUUAUUCUGGUGAUCCUUCAUUGCUGCAUGCUGGUGCAGUGCAGUCUCAGAAACUAGCUGUUCGGGCGAUUACGAGGCUCCAGUCUCUUCCCGGGGGAGAUAUAGGGGUUUUGUGUGAUACCGUAGUUGAAGAUGUUCAGAAGCUUACUGGGUAUGAUAGAGUAAUGGUUUAUAAGUUUCAUGAUGAUGAUCAUGGUGAGGUUGUGUCUGAAAUUAGAAGGUCCGACUUGGAGCCCUACUUGGGAUUGCACUAUCCUGCAACAGAUAUCCCCCAAGCGGCACGAUUUUUGUUUAAGCAGAAUCGUGUCAGGAUGAUUUGUGAUUGCAACGCUCAGCCAGUUAAGAUAGUCCAAAUUGAAGAACUUAAGCGGCCUCUUUGCUUGGUUAAUUCAACACUUCGAGCACCCCAUGGCUGUCAUUCUCAGUACAUGGCCAACAUGGGGUCGAUUUCAUCUUUGGCAAUGGCGGUUGUUGUUAAUGGCACCGACUCAAUGAAGCUGUGGGGAUUGGUGGUGUGCCACCACUCUUCACCACGCUAUGUCCCUUUUCCCCUUCGCUAUGCAUGUGAAUUCCUGAUGCAGGCAUUUAGCCUGCAGCUUUAUCUGGAGCUGCAAUUGACAUCACAGUUAGCAGAGAAGAAAAUUCUCCGAAUGCAAACGUUAUUGUGUGACAUGUUUCUCCGUGAUGCUCCAUUCGGCAUUGUCACUCAGUCUCCUAGCAUCAUGGAUCUUGUAAAGUGUGAUGGGAGUGCAUUAUAUUAUGGUGGGAAAUGUUGGUUGCUUGGUGUUACCCCCACUGAGGCACAAAUUAAAGAUAUUGCAGAAUGGCUACUUACUAGCCAUGGGGACUCAACAGGGCUAAGUACAGAUAGUCUUGCAGAUGCUGGCUAUCCAGGUGCAGCUCUACUCGGCGUUGCAGUUUGUGGAAUGGCUACAGCAAGAAUUACUUCCACAGAUUUUCUAUUUUGGUUUAGGUCCCACACAGCAAAAGAAAUCAAAUGGGGAGGGGCUAAGCAUCAUCCCGAGGACAAAGAUGAUGGUGGAAAAUUGCAUCCUAGAUUUUCAUUCAAAACCUUUCUCGAAGUAGUUAAAGGCCGUAGUUUGCCGUGGGAGGUUUCAGAGAUUAAUGCUAUUCACUCUUUACAGCUUAUAAUGAGAGAUUCAUUUCAAGAUGUUGAAGACAGUGGCUCUAAACCCAUGAUAAAUUCUCAACGGAAUAAUUUGGACGGGCCAGAGGUGGAUGAACUUACUUCUAUGGCAGUUGAAAUGGUCAAAUUGAUAGAGACAGCCAUUACUCCAAUUUUUGGGGUUGAUUCAUGUGGUUUGAUUAAUGGAUGGAAUGCAAAAAUGAGUGAAUUGACAGGAUUACAAGCUUCUCAAGCUAUGGGGAAAUCCCUAGUUAAUGACAUUGUUCAUGAAGACUCACGCGUUGUUGUUGAAGUUCUUAUGCACAGAGCUCUAAAAGGUGAGGAGGACAAAAAUGUUGAGGUGAAACUGCUGAGGUUUGGGAUACAAACCCCAAAUUCGGACAUUUACCUUCUGGCCAAUGCAUGCACAAGUAGAGACUAUAAAAAUGAUAUUGUAGGCGUUUGCUUCACGGCUCAGGAUAUCACAUCUGAAAAAAUUGUGAUGGACAAAUUCAUCCGUCUGCAAGGGGAUUAUAAGGCUAUUUUACAAAGUGUAAAUCCACUUAUUCCACCCAUAUUUGCUACCGAUGAGAAUGCCUGUUGUUCAGAAUGGAAUGCAGCCAUGGAAAAACUAACAGGUUGGACGAGACAUGAAAUUGUUGGUAAAAUGUUGGCAGGGGAAGUUUUUGGAAGUUUUUGUCAGCUCAAAGGUCAAGACACGCUCACUGAACUUAUGAUUUUACUGUACAGAGCAAUUAGUGGCCAUGACACCGAAAAGCUUCUUUUUGGAUUUUUCAAUAGAAAAGGAGAGUUUGUAGAGGUGUUCUUGAUGGCCAAUAAGAGAACGGAUGAGGUGGGAAAUGCUGUUGGGUGUUUCUGCUUCUUGCAGAUUAUGGAGAUUAAACAGCGGCGGUCCAUAGAAGACGAACAGGAGGAGGGGCAUCUUUCAAAACUCAAAGAGUUGACUUAUAUUAAGCAAGAGAUGAAAAAUCCUUUGAAUGGAAUCCGUUUCACCCACCAGCUUCUGGAAGGUUCUGAUAUUUCAGAGAAUCAGAAGCAGUUUCUUCAGACUAGUGAUGCUUGUGAAAGACAGAUAUUAUCCGUUAUAGAGGAUAUGCAUUUUCAAUGUUUAGAAGACGGCAGCAGGGUUGAGCUCAAGAUGGAAGAAUUUUUUUUGGGAAAUAUUAUCGAUGCUAUCGCUAGUCAAGUAAUGAUUUUGUUAGAGGAAAAGAAUUUACAACUUCUCCAUGAUAUCCCUGAUCAAAUCAAAACUCUCUGUUUACAUGGGGAUCGAAUUAAGCUGCAGUUGGCAUUGUCAGAUUUCUUGCUCAGCAUAGUGCAUUAUGCGCCUUCUCCAAAUGGUUGGGUUGAAAUUAAGGUCUCUCCUGGAUUAGAGAUGAUACAAGACGGGAAUGAGUUUGUUCAUAUACAAUUUAGAAUGGCUCACCCAGGAAAUGGCAUCCCUCAUACUCUUAUUGAAGACAUGAACGGAGCAAAAAGUCAAUGGACAACACAAGAAGGGAUUGCUUUAAACCUUUCUCGGACACUUCUCAAUAUAAUGAAUGGUAAUGUUCAUUAUAUCAGAGAUCAGAAUAAAUGCUACUUCCUCAUUGAUCUUGAAUUCAAGUCACAGAAAUCACGAUAAAGGGGUUCGACCAUGAAUUCAAGCAGCUGAUGCAGUUUUAUCUCAUAGUUCUGAGUAUUGUUUGAUGAAGCUCUUCUGUAGUUAUUCCUGGUCACUUCUGAAGCCAAUCCUGCUAAUCUUUACUUUCUCCUUGCCAAUAAAUUAGUAUUGCUGGUGUGAUGCAGUACAUAUUCUAAUUGUCAAAAGUUGCAAGUGAUUAUGUAUAUUUUGUUGUUUAUUUGCAAGUAUAUAUAUGAUGAAGAAAAAGGUUACUAUUAUUUCAUUGGUUAGUAAACUGAAUCGAGCAAGACCAUACCUGCUUUUGAUGGCCUAUCAUGGAAAAUGUUGCCCAUUUGAUU
This is a messenger RNA of Olea europaea var. sylvestris, 4015 nucleotides long. RefSeq names its product phytochrome E. The record is from RefSeq and is a predicted model, not a curated record. Gene Ontology annotation, biological process: detection of visible light; regulation of DNA-templated transcription; protein-tetrapyrrole linkage. The coding region runs from base 312 to 3677 and encodes 1121 amino acids. Gene Ontology annotation, molecular function: protein homodimerization activity; phosphorelay sensor kinase activity; photoreceptor activity. The transcript is spliced from 4 exons. NCBI's taxonomy places the organism in Eukaryota, Viridiplantae, Streptophyta, Magnoliopsida, Lamiales, Oleaceae.